AUGAGUGGGACGCCGUAUGCUGGUGUGCCAACAAUACCGCCGGCUCAGUUUAGUACGUUCGCUACCACUAUUGAUCCUCCUCGACCCUUGCCAGAUUUUGUAUCAAAGCCUCAGAUUCAUCCCACAACGACAGUGGCUGAGCAAGUACGUUUUGCGGUUCUAAGCGUAUUUCAAGCUUACCUGUUCUUCCAGUAUUCACAAAAACCUGACUCACAUCACAAGAAGCAUCAUAAGCUGCCCUUGGCCCCAACGUCGUCAAAGUGUUACAAUACUAAAAGAACUUUUAAGGUGAUUAUUGUGGGCGAUGCAGGUGUGGGUAAGACAUGUCUGUCGUUCCGAUUCUGCUGCGGUAGGUUUCCGGAACAUACAGAGGCAACUAUAGGCGUGGAUUUCCGAGAAAGAAGUUGUGUCAUAGAAAGAGAAUUACUCAAGGUGCAACUAUGGGAUACGGCCGGUCAAGAGCGUUAUAGACAUUCGAUAGUGGCGCAUUACUAUCGCAAUGUUAAUGCUGUAGUGUUCGUUUAUGACGUGACGAGCCCGUCGUCCUUCGCUUCUCUUCGCUCAUGGAUUAGUGAAUGUGAAAGGAACGGUCUAACAGCAGACUGUGAUGUACCGCGAAUUCUCAUUGGAAAUAAAUGUGAUCUGAAAUCGUCCAUAACAACCCGUGUCGAUACGGAUGCUGCUCAGGUGAGGUUUUUGGCCUUCCCUACGAAUAACCAUAAACCUCAACCUCCUCGGAAUUAUGCUCUGAAGAGGUCGGAUUCUGAAGCAGAUCAUGUUGAAUCAAUAUUUUUAACGCUGCUUCACAAAUUGCAACAGAGCAAGCCGAUGCAUGUGCAAAGUGAAGUAGAGCGACAGGCAAAGGAACAAGAACGUCUAGUGCUGAAGGCUAGCGAAGCCAAAGAUUUACCUGAAGAUGGCUGGUGCUGCUAA
Molecule: messenger RNA, 933 nt
Organism: Haemonchus placei
Lineage: Eukaryota; Metazoa; Nematoda; Chromadorea; Rhabditida; Trichostrongylidae
Source: the annotation of a GenBank genome assembly